Messenger RNA from Chionomys nivalis (European snow vole), 1571 nucleotides. RefSeq names its product decorin (gene Dcn). The record is from RefSeq and is a predicted model, not a curated record. NCBI's taxonomy places the organism in Eukaryota, Metazoa, Chordata, Mammalia, Rodentia, Cricetidae. Bases 387 to 1475 code for a protein of 362 amino acids. Gene Ontology annotation, molecular function: protein binding. The transcript is spliced from 8 exons.
GUUGCUCCUCGAGACUACAAAAGCGGUUUGGAAUGUUAGGCGGAUGCAAAAGGAAUAAAGCAAACGUGGAGGGGGGAAAAGGGAGGCCGAUAAAGUUUCUGGCUACAAGACAAGAGACGUAUCAUUACCAUAUGAUCUAAUGUGGGUGUCAGCUGGCUGUUCUCAUUGAGUGAAACCUUCGUUUUUCACUCUGCUAUGGAGUAGAAGCUGGAGGUUUUCAGCCUAGUGACAGUCACAGCGCAGCACGCCCCCCUCCUCCUUUCCACACCUGCGAACUCUUUUGCUCGGGCUGAAUAUCUAGUGUAAUUACAUCUCAGCUCUGAGGGCUCCCGUGGCAAAUACCCGGAUUAAAAGGUCCCCAGGUUGUGAAAAUACGUGAGAUAACCAUGAAGACAACUCUCCUCUUACUCCUUCUGGCGCAAGUCUCUUGGGCUGGACCAUUUGAACAGAGAGGCUUGUUCGACUUCAUGCUAGAAGAUGAGGCUUCUGGGGUAGGCCCCGAAGACUCUGGUUUUCCUCCUGAUCUACCACACCUGGAGCCCCUGGGACCCGUGUGUCCCUUCCGCUGCCAAUGUCAUCUUCGAGUGGUCCAGUGUUCUGACUUGGGUUUGGAUAAAGUGCCCAAGGACCUUCCACCCGACACAACACUGCUAGACCUGCAAAACAACAAGAUAACUGAGAUCAAAGAUGGGGACUUUAAGAGCCUGAAGAACCUGCACACCUUGAUUCUUGUCAACAAUAAGAUCAGCAAGAUCAGCUCUGGGGCGUUUACACCUCUAGUGAAAUUGGAGAGGCUUUAUCUGUCUAAGAACCAACUGAAGGAGCUGCCUGAAAAAAUGCCCAAAACCCUCCAGGAGCUUCGUGCCCACGAGAAUGAGAUCAGCAAAGUGAGGAAAACCGUGUUCAAUGGACUGAACCAGAUGAUCGUCAUAGAACUGGGUACCAACCCUCUGAAAAACUCUGGAAUUGAAAAUGGAGCCUUCCAGGGGAUGAAGAGGCUCUCAUACAUCCGCAUUGCAGACACCAACAUCACUGCUAUUCCUCAAGGUCUCCCUCCUUCUCUCACUGAAUUACAUCUGGAUGGAAACAAAAUCACCAAAGUUGAUGCAUCCAGCCUGAAAGGACUGACUAAUUUGGCUAAGCUGGGGUUGAGUUUCAACAGCAUCUCUGCCGUGGACAAUGGCUCUCUGGCCAACACUCCUCAUCUGAGGGAACUCCACUUGGACAACAACAAACUCAUCAGAGUGCCUGGUGGGCUGGCAGAGCACAAGUACAUCCAGGUUGUCUAUCUCCACAACAACAACAUCUCUGUAGUGGGCUCCAACGACUUCUGCCCACCUGGCUACAACACUAAGAAGGCUUCUUACUCCGGAGUGAGUCUUUUCAGCAACCCCGUCCAGUACUGGGAGAUCCAGCCAUCCACCUUCAGAUGUGUCUAUGUGCGCUCGGCCAUUCAGCUCGGAAACUACAAGUAACUCUCCGAAAAGUCUCGUUUAUAUAAUCUGGCAAAGAAAGCCCCAAAAUCCAAUCUGUCAAUAUCAUUACUAAAAGGAAAAAAAAAAAAAAAGAAA